AUGUCGUGGUUCAAGCGCGGCGCGAGCAACGAUGAUGGCACAGCUACGACGCCGAACUGGACGCCUCCCGAGCCUUCGACGACGCCGACACCCGAGAACAAGCUGAUGUUCCAGGCCUUUGAAUGGCAUACGGCUUCAACCCCACCCGCUCCGAACGAAACGCACUCGAGGGAGUCGCAUUGGAGUAGGCUGGGCAGGAUUCUGCCUGAACUCGCAGAGCUUGGUGUGACGUCUGUCUGGCUGCCGCCGGGCUGUAAAGCGAACAAUCCACAGGGCAAUGGCUAUGAUUGCUAUGAUCUGUGGGAUUUGGGAGAAUUCGACCAGAAGUGGACGAGGAGCACGAAGUGGGGUUCUAGACAAGAGCUGAGUGAUUUGGUCGAGACGGCCCAAAGAUGCGGUGGAGUGGAACUGAUUUGGGAUGCUGUGUUGAAUCAUAAGACCGCGGGAGAUGCCACUGAUGAGGCAUGGGCUGUGGAAGUGGACCGAGAAGGUGUGUUGCAUUGGGCAGUUGGAAGAGGAAGCUUCUGACACGUUGAACUUGGCAGACAGGCGGAUAGAGAUAAGCGCACCGAGGAAAAUCGAAGCGUGGCUAAAAUACGACUUUCCUGGACGAGAAAGAGAGGGUAUGAAAUAUUCGAGCUUGAAAUGGAGGGCAGAACAUUUCAACGGAACCGACUGGGAUCAGCGUGCGAAGAAGAAUGCUCUCUACAAACUAAUCGACGACCCGGCGACGUACCCAAAGCCAAACAAGGAGCAGAUACCCAUAGCGAAUAAGCCGACACAGGGCUUCAAUCGACUGGCUAGGUUCGCUGGGACCGUAUCCAAUGCCAUCUCAGACCGAGUCGCACCCCCAAGAAGGCCCGGCAAAGGGUGGGCUGAAGAUGUCGACAAGACGCACGGCAACUAUGACUAUCUCAUAUUCUCCAACAUCUUCUACGCACACCCUGAUGUGCAGAAGGAUGUCCUUCGAUGGGGCCAGUGGAUGAUUCAGGACACCGGAGUUCACGGCUUCCGCCUUGAUGCGGCGCAGCAUUUCUCUUGGAACUUCAUUCGCAACUGGAUCACACAGGUACAGGUCGCAAGUCGGAAUAGAUAUGGCAAAGACGCAAUGAUCGUUGGAGAAGUAUGGGCCGCCGAGGUUAGCAGGCAGUUGAGGUGGCUGGAUUUUGUUACACCUCCUGGAUCUCCUGUCCUGGCCUGUGCCUUCGAUUCGCCUCUGCUCUACAGCUUCUCUCGGAUAUCUGAGGAUGUGCGCAAGGGAAGCAAGAACGCCGAUUUACGGACCUUACUUUCUGGACCCGGUCACCCGGACAAACAUGCCCUUGUGUCGGUGAGACCACAUCAGGCUGUGACGUUUGUCACGAAUCACGAUACUCAACCUGGACAAACGAGCUUCACUCCAGUGGAUGCGAGCCUCAAGUCGCUCUUCUAUGCGUUCAUUCUUCUACGAAGAGAGGGUCACCCGUGUGUCUUUUGGGGCGAUCUCUACGGCACACGGGGCAAGAACACAGAAGCUCCAGCAUGUCAAGCUACAGUGCUCUCUUCUGGUAUGCCGGACAGCCUGCAACCUCAGAAUUCCACACGUAGCUUGCUACCCUCACUGAUGCUUGCACGGAAGCUGUUCGCAUAUGGUCAGCAGAAAGACUAUUUUGACAGCAUGUCGUGCAUUGGCUGGAAUCGGUCUGGUACUCAUGACCGCCCCGGGUGCGUCGUGAUCAUGAGCAUCGGGCCGCCUAGCAAAUGGACAAUCAAAAAGAUGGCUGCUGGUCGACCUGGCGAGAAGUGGGUCGAUAUACUGAGCGAGAAAGAGGGUAGGCCUGAGAUUGUCAUCGACAACAAGGGAUUUGGAGUCUUUGCGUGCAAAGGAAGAAGCGUGAGCGUCUACGUCAACGAGCAAUGCGAAGGAGCAGCUCGAUUUCCGGUUCCAUUCGAGCACGACGUAUAUCGACAGUGA
Molecule: messenger RNA, 1954 nt
Organism: Lecanosticta acicola
Lineage: Eukaryota; Fungi; Ascomycota; Dothideomycetes; Mycosphaerellales; Mycosphaerellaceae
Source: the annotation of a GenBank genome assembly